AUGCUUUUUCAGUGUCCUGUGUGCAGUAAACAUUGUAAAGAUAAGAAAACUUUAAAAGUGCAUUCUCGUGUUCACAGUGGGAAAAAACCUUAUUUAUGUAAUUUGUGCAACAAAAGUUUUUUGACGUUAGGUAAUUUAAAGGAGCACGUUAUUGUUCAUACUAAGGAAAAAAUGCAUACUUGUGAUAUCUGUCAAAAGAGUUUUGGUUUUAAAAAAUCUCUGAAGAGGCAUUAUGAAACACACUCAGGGCAAAAACUUUAUAAUUGUACUCUUUGUGAUAAAAGUUUUGCUCGAAAUGAUGGUUUACUGAUUCAUUAUCGCUCUCACACUUCUGAGAAACCUUAUAUGUGCACUGUGUGUAAUAAAAUAUUUAAAACGGGUAAUUCGUUAAAGUACCAUGUCUUAAAUCAUGCUGACACAAAACCUUAUCCAUGCAAUGUAUGUAACAAAAGUUAUGUAAGACCACAGCAUUUAAACAGACAUCUUCUUAUACAUACAAAAGGAAAUAUAUAUGCAACCACAGUCAGCCCCACAUAA
This is a messenger RNA of Parasteatoda tepidariorum (common house spider), 537 nucleotides long. Lineage: Eukaryota; Metazoa; Arthropoda; Arachnida; Araneae; Theridiidae. The record is from RefSeq and is a predicted model, not a curated record.